Molecule: messenger RNA, 2089 nt
Organism: Didymella exigua CBS 183.55
Lineage: Eukaryota; Fungi; Ascomycota; Dothideomycetes; Pleosporales; Didymellaceae
Product: cytochrome P450
Exons: 4
Coding region: 177-1673 (498 amino acids)
Molecular function (GO): monooxygenase activity; oxidoreductase activity, acting on paired donors, with incorporation or reduction of molecular oxygen; heme binding
Source: RefSeq, a predicted model, not a curated record
CCCGAGGAUCCACCCGCGUACCUGAGAUCUUGAACAUCUCGGGUCCCCAGAUUCACCGUCACAUAGGUGCACAUCAUGAUGGAGGUAUAUGAAGCUCAGAUGCCACAACAGUCACUGUAUCGCUGGCCCUCGUAUCCAGCUUCACUAGCCUUGAUCAUCACGCGAGCACAGCCAGUAUGGUUCAACCUUCGAAAGAGCACGCGUCUGGUGGCUUUAACCCUGUGCACUUCAGUGUAUUGUUUUUAACACUUCUUAUUCUACGAUUCGUCUAUGUGGGUCUCACGUGCCCUACACGGCAUCUGCCUGGACCUUGGUACACUCGCUUCACACAUCUCAGACUGAAGCGUGCUGUUGUGAGUGGCCAAAGAAUAUUCUACAUCGACUCACUCCACAAGAAGUAUGGCCCAAUCGUACGUUUAUCACCCAAUGAGGUCGCUGUGGCGGACCUCGAUGCCUUCAAAGAGAUCCACAAGAUCGGUACCAAGUACAUGAAGAGCGAAUGGUACCUGAGGCUAGCCAACUUUCCCAAGGCCGGUGUCUUCACCAUGCUUGACCCUCGCGAGCAUGGACCUAGGAGGAAGCUAUUGUCUCGCUCCUUCAGCAGAACCUACCUGGUUGAGAAUUGGGAGCACAAAGUCCGCGAGAAGGCCUUACUUGCCGUUAACAAGAUCAAUGCAGAUGCUAUGAAAGGCACUGCUGAUGUUUACAACUGGUGGAUGCUACUUGCCUCUGAUGUCAGUGCACACCUUGCCUUUGGAGAGUCAUUUGGCAUGCUUGAGACUGGACACCAAAACCAGUUCCUGCGCGUGCUCAAGAAGCUCACCAUGGGUGCCGGUAUCAUGGUUGAGAUGCCCUUCCUCCGUCUCUUGAGAUUUGUGCCUGUCCCUGCGAUUCAGGAGAUGUUCAACGCCAACGAAUACAUCAUUCAAGGUGCUGGCCGCGCGGCAGAGAUGGCACGCUCCCGCAAGGGCGAAACCAACAUCUUCGCUAAGAUCGUUGAAGAGUCCGAAAAGGAGAGUGAGACAACCAUCGACGACAUGGACGUCAAGAUCGAGGCGAUGAACAUCAUCAUCGCCGGUACUGAUACCACUGGAGUCACUCUCACAUACCUUACAUGGGCUGUCCUCCAGCGUCCCGACCUACAAGCUGCUCUGGAAGCAGAGGUCGCUGCUCUUGGUGAAAACUUCACAGAGAACGAUCUCAUCAACCUUCCUCUGCUCAACGCUGUCAUCGAAGAGACGCUUAGAUUAUACGGUGCCGCACCAAGCAGUCUGCCUCGUGUUGUGCCCCAGGGCGGAACAAAGUUCGCUGGUCUCUACAUCCCACAAGGUGUCACCGUCGACACACAAGCAUACACUUUCCACCGCGACCCCAACAUCUGGAGUGAUCCCUUGACCUUCAACCCCGACCGUUGGAUCUCUUCCAAAGAGGGUCUCCCAGCUGAAGCCCUCUCGCCCGCCGCCAAAACAGCUUUCCACCCCUUCGGCGCUGGUGCACGGUCAUGCAUCGGCAUCCAUCUUGCUCGCAUGGAGCUGAGAUAUGCAGUAGCGUUCAUGUUUAGGGAGAUGAAGGGUGUAAAGCUGGCGCCGAGCACGACACCCGAGAGCAUGGAGUUUGACAACUUUUUUCUGAUUUCGCCGAGGGCGCAUAAGUGUGAGAUCACAUUCAACUGAGUGAGAGUCGGGUAAUGAAUAAUUUGCGUCUUGGUUUGGGGGAGUAAUAGAUGCACACAUGUAACGGGCGUUGGUCAACGGAGAUUGCAUACAAACGUGUCGGUCUUCGUCUCACAAUGUUCGUCUGCCAGCAUUGCACUUCACGCCAGAGAGGAUGUUCAAAAGUGAACGGCAAUUGUAUUUCUCAGACUUGCUCGAAUGAACAGGCUUCCAAUACUUGCUGCGGUAACCCAAGCGUGCGAUGUUCGGCAUCUCUAAACGGCCUAGCAACCAUGCUGCACGCAGUACGUGGCCUUACCGCACCAUCUACGCACCACAGGACAAUCAAGCUCAAUCACAGCAGCCACUACCUUCAACUAGGUGAUUGUAGUCCAUACAUUCGACUCGAAAACUGCCUAAGAAGCCCUCAUUGAGAC